Molecule: messenger RNA, 1024 nt
Organism: Perognathus longimembris pacificus (Pacific pocket mouse)
Lineage: Eukaryota; Metazoa; Chordata; Mammalia; Rodentia; Heteromyidae
Gene: Ptrh2
Product: peptidyl-tRNA hydrolase 2
Exons: 2
Coding region: 175-714 (179 amino acids)
Biological process (GO): negative regulation of anoikis; positive regulation of anoikis
Cellular component (GO): mitochondrion; cytosol
Molecular function (GO): peptidyl-tRNA hydrolase activity
Source: RefSeq, a predicted model, not a curated record
UCGGCUCUGGCUCGAGAGAGAAGGGAUGACUGCUGGCUUCAUUCGUGGUUCUUGAUCCGGAACUGGUUGUUUCGGGACCCCCGGAAGUGGCAGCUGGCGCGCGAGAAGCGUGUUCACUCCCCCCAAAGUGAAGGACUGCGGGGUGCGAGUGGCCAGGAAAAGGGCCCUUCGUAGAUGCUUUCCAAAACCUUGGCUAUGGAGUAUUUGGCUCAGCCUGGUGCACUCAGCUUGGCUGCUGGAGUUGCUUGUGGCAUGUGCCUGGGCUGGGGCCUCAGGGUGAGAUUUGGGAUGCCCCCCCCACGCUCGACAAGUGAGCACGAAGCAGAGACCAGAACUGAAGCAAGCAUCUUGGGAGAGAGUGGGGAGUACAAAAUGAUUCUUGUGGUUCGAAAUGACUUAAAGAUGGGAAAAGGAAAAGUUGCUGCCCAGUGUUCUCAUGCUGCUGUUUCUGCCUACAAGCAAAUCCAAAAGAGAAACCCUCAAGUGCUCAAGCAGUGGGAAUACUGUGGCCAGCCCAAAGUGGUGGUCAAAGCACCUGAUGAAGAAACCCUGAUUGAAUUGCUGACCCAUGCAAAAAUGCUGGGGCUGACUGUAAGUUUAAUCCAAGAUGCUGGGCGUACUCAGAUUGAACCAGGCUCUCGAACUGUCCUAGGAAUUGGGCCAGGACCAGCAGACCUAAUUGACAAAGUUACUGGUCACCUAAAACUUUACUAGAUGAGUUUUUGAGUGAUGAUAAUCCUGUCACAAAUGUUUGAAACCUGUCAAAUUAUAGUAAUAAAUGAAAAUAGAAUCUUGGCAAGAAUUGUUUUGUGGGGCCUAAAAAAUCAAUCUUGCUGGUUAAACGGUCUUCGUGGUUUGAGUAACAGAUGCUGAAACAAAUAAUGAAGAUGAGCAAAAUGUGUCAUGAUAAAGCUGUAUUUAAAAAGGAGGUAACAAGCUGGGCACUGCUGGCUCUCCCCUAUAAUCCUAGCUACUCAGGAGGCUGAGAUAUGAGGAUCGCAGUUCAAAGCCAGCCUGGGCAGAA